Messenger RNA from Aspergillus steynii IBT 23096, 381 nucleotides. RefSeq lists its product as uncharacterized. The coding region runs from base 1 to 381 and encodes 126 amino acids. The record is from RefSeq and is a predicted model, not a curated record. The transcript has a single exon. Lineage: Eukaryota; Fungi; Ascomycota; Eurotiomycetes; Eurotiales; Aspergillaceae.
AUGACUGGUCAGGCAGUGAAUCUGCAGCUGAAGAGGUUGGUGAUGAGGGCCCAGAUCUGGUCCUGGUCAGCUGAUGGGAGGGCUGCUCGCUGGUGCAUAAAUAGCCCCUCGAUCACUCCCCCUCUUCCUCUUUCUUUCUUUCCUCUUCAACCCUCUUUCGACCUUCGACCUUCGACCUUCGACCUUCGGUAUACCUUUGGACCUUCGACAUACUUUCAACAUACGACUUGGACAUAUGGCUUGGGUAUAGAUAUGGGUUUCGACAUGGACUUCGACAUGGACUUCGACAUGGAUUUCGACAUGGAUUUCGACAUGGACUUCGAUAUGGACGGUACUUGGCUAUGGGCUUCGACAUGGUGCAUUGUUCGACAUGGAACUUAG